Coregonus clupeaformis (lake whitefish) is the source of this 476-nucleotide messenger RNA. RefSeq names its product LIM domain only protein 3-like. Gene Ontology annotation, biological process: positive regulation of transcription by RNA polymerase II. The record is from RefSeq and is a predicted model, not a curated record. NCBI's taxonomy places the organism in Eukaryota, Metazoa, Chordata, Actinopteri, Salmoniformes, Salmonidae. Gene Ontology annotation, molecular function: DNA-binding transcription factor binding; transcription coactivator activity. The annotation marks the transcript as partial. The transcript has 2 exons. Gene Ontology annotation, cellular component: nucleus.
GCUGUUUGGAGUAACAGGGAACUGCGCAGCCUGCAGUAAGCUCAUCCCAGCCUUUGAGAUGGUGAUGAGAGCUAAAGAGAACGUCUAUCACCUGGACUGCUUCGCCUGCCAGCUCUGCAAUCAGAGGUUUUGUGUGGGGGACAAGUUCUUCCUGAAGAACAACAUGAUCCUGUGUCAGACGGACUACGAGGAGGGGCUGAUGAAGGAGGGAUACUCCCCACAGGUUCGCUGACCCCAGGUGGAGAGAGGGCGAGGGGGGGAUGACGUGGUUGAGGAGAGCAGAGAGAGACUGAAGGAAGAGGAGGAGAGGCCAUCUUGCAAUCAGACACCAGAAAGCACUACUACUAUCCCUGUCUCUUCCUCCUCUCCAAUGUCAGAUCCCUAACGUGUAUAUAACCAACCAACAGCCAACUUUCAACCUGGAAGGGACCCUUUCUCUGCUGUACAGAAUAGCCAUAGAGACUAAGGGUUGUCAG